CAUGGCUUUCCUGGAGGAACGAAACCACACUACAGUGACAGAGUUCAUUUUACUGGGCCUGACAGAUGACCCAGUCCUUAAAGUCGUCCUCUUCACCAUCAUCCUGUGCAUCUACCUGGUGACCGUGUCUGGGAACCUCAGCACCGUCCUUCUCAUCAGAGUCUCUUCCCAGCUCCAUCAUCCCAUGUACUUUUUUCUCAGUCACUUGGCUUCUACUGACAUAGGCCUCUCAUCUUCUGUCACACCCAAUAUGCUUGUCAACUUCCUGGUCAGUCCUAGUACCAUCUCCUUCCUUGGAUGUGGCAUCCAGCUCAGUUUAGCUGAUUUCUUUGGGACAGUUGAAUGCUUCCUUCUGGCUGCCAUGGCUUAUGAUCGCUUCAUGGCAGUCAGCAACCCACUGCAUUAUUCAUCCAAAAUGUCCACACAAGUCUGUACCCAGCUGGUUGUGGGAUCGUAUACAGGGGGUUUUCUUAAUGCUUCCAUUGCUAUAGUGUACUUUUUCUCUUCUCUCUUCUGCAGACCAAAUAGAAUCAAUCACUUUUUCUGUGAUUAUGCUCCUUUGAUGGAACUCUCCUGUUCUGAUGUCAGUGUCUCUGCAGUUGUUACCUCAUUUUCAGCUGGGUCAGUUACUGUGAUCACAGUGUUUGUCAUAGUCAUCUCUUAUUCCUGUAUCCUCAUCACUGUCCUGAAGAUGCAUUCUACUGAGGGCCGCCAGAAGGCCUUCUCCACCUGCACCUCUCACCUUACUGCAGUCAUACUCUACUAUGGGACUAUCACCUUCAUCUAUGUGAUGCCUAAGUCCAGCUACUCCACAGACCAGAACAAGGUGGUGUCUGUGUUCUACAUGGUGGUAAUCCCCAUGUUGAACCCACUCAUCUACAGUCUCAGGAAUAAUGAGUUUAAGGAUGCACUAAAGAGAAAGCUUGGUAAGAAAAUAUUUUCAUAG
Messenger RNA from Alexandromys fortis (reed vole), 946 nucleotides. Its product is annotated as olfactory receptor 497-like. The coding region runs from base 2 to 946 and encodes 314 amino acids. The record is from RefSeq and is a predicted model, not a curated record. NCBI's taxonomy places the organism in Eukaryota, Metazoa, Chordata, Mammalia, Rodentia, Cricetidae. Gene Ontology annotation, biological process: G protein-coupled receptor signaling pathway. The transcript has a single exon. Gene Ontology annotation, molecular function: G protein-coupled receptor activity; odorant binding; olfactory receptor activity. Gene Ontology annotation, cellular component: membrane.